GACGGACAUCGCUUCAGAAUGCAUGUGUCACUCAAAUUCUUUCUUCUUUUUCUCUUUUAUUCAGAACACCAUGAUUAAUGAUUGAAAUAUAAUAAUGAAAAAUAAUACUUAAAUAAAUGCAUCUAAUGUUUACCGUGAAAUUUGUAGUCCUCACCGUCGCGUUUGCUACGCAAUGCGUGUACGCCAAAUCGCGAAAUGGAUAUGGUUAUUUCGACGAGAAAUUCUGCGUGCUUGAGUGGAUCACCUACCUGAAGCGACUCUCGUUAAUCGCGUUAAUGUUGUGUGGCGUCGUUUUGUAUUACGUGCCCAAGUCACGUUCACAUGCUCGAAGAGCAUGUUGCAUCUUGAUAGAUACUGUUGCAAAUGGAUUAAAGUUUGCCUUAAAUAUAGAUGAAAUUAAACAUGAAAAGAUAAAAGCGAGAUAUGAAAAUGAAACUAAAGAACUAAGAAUACAAGAACUAUACAGAAACAUAUACGAAGAAGAUACAAGAAAUAGUCAAAAAUGCAUUAACAAAACAAACUUGGAUAACGAUAAUCAUAAAUCAAUAAGAAAACACAAAAGUAAGAAAUUUCGCACAAAGCACACUAUCGGUGGAAAACAUGAACGUCAUCGACAUAAUCGUCAUCAUCGAAAUGCGAUCAAUAAUAUGUUGCCGGAAUCCAACGCAAUGAUAACCGCGCCACAGCAGAUAACAAUAAUCGAUGAGAAAUGCAAAAAAGACAAUGUGAUAGUCCUACAGGAUACUAUUCUGAAAACAAAGUGCACAAUAUCGGCGGAUAAAUUAAAAAAGAAUAUUGAUUCUCAGCAAGAAAAUUCUUUAAAUAAGAAGGCAGAUUCCAGCGCGAUUUCAGAAAUUAUUGAUAAAAGUGAUACCAAGCAUAAACUGAUGAAAUUCAAAACUUCAUCCCAAAAACAGGAGAACCUAAGCAACAUCGAUACUAAUAAAAAAAUGCAGACUAAACAAAAUUUUGAUUGUAUGAAACACGAAGAAGUUGCAAUUCUUUCCCGACGUCAGUCAAGUAAAGAUUGCGUGACAAUAGUCAUAAACAAGCAAAUGGAUUCUCGUUAUGGUACAGAAAAACUAUUCGCAAAGCGACAUGAUGGACUUCGAAAAAAAAACCAUCGAUUGCCUCAUGAUGUAAAAAGUUUUACUCAUGAUUGUUGUGAAAAUUCAUCGAUUACAAAUAAUCGGGUUAAACCAGUCCUACUGCGAGUUGUAAACUGGUUUUUUAGUGGUUGCCCAGAGGCAUCAAAACGACACCGAGAACAGAUUAACGAAGUCGGAAAGGAAGAAAUUUUCGAAUCUACCAACACGUGGCUCCUCUAAACGAACGAAGUACCUGCAGCAGUAAAGUGCAAAGCUGUCGAUAAACGUAGAGAUCUACGUCUUUAUCUUAAUGUAAUAUGAAGAUAAUUCUAAAAUUAUAGUAAAUUGU
This is a messenger RNA of Trachymyrmex cornetzi, 1437 nucleotides long. RefSeq lists its product as uncharacterized. The coding region runs from base 117 to 1328 and encodes 403 amino acids. The transcript is spliced from 9 exons. Lineage: Eukaryota; Metazoa; Arthropoda; Insecta; Hymenoptera; Formicidae. The record is from RefSeq and is a predicted model, not a curated record.